ACAACCACGACCACAACAACCACGACCACAACAACCACGACCACAACAACCACGACCACAACAACCACAACAACCACGACCACCACAACCACAACAACCACGACAACAACCAUAGCACCCCCACCACCUCCACCACCUCCAACAACAACGACUACGACGACGACUACGACAACAGUGACAACUACUACUGCGACAACUAUUCCCCCUCAGUUUCAGCCACCCCCACCUCCAAAACCUUUGCCACCCCCUGCAAAACCCAAACCAUUUCAGUCUCCCCCUCCUCCGCCUCGACCUCCUCCCCCACCACGUCCCCCAAUUCAUCUUUGCCCAGAACACCCUCAAAUUACUUCACUGCCUUGCCCAGUUUCAGUUCCUGCUGCCCCACUUUGCUCAACAGUUUUCCCCCCUCCUUGUCCACAAGUUGUUGUGGUCGAGACACUCAUUUGUCACUCAGGAGGAGGACCUCCUCCUUGUCCUUCAGGAGAAACCUUGACUCCUUCACCUUGUUCCUCGUCCAGAACUCCAGGGUGUCCCUCCAAUCCUGUACGACCAAUUGUCAGGCCUAGACCUAAACCCAGGCCCAGACCAAAGCCACAAGAGUUCUUUCCACAAAAACCUCCUAAGCCCAUCAUUCCACCUGACGCCUUGUAUGAAACUCCUACUGCAAAUUUUGCCUCUCCCCAAGACGUACCAAAAUACGAAUGCGAUACUCCAGCCCCUUCCGAAGAUAAUUACAAUGAAGAGGACGAUGAUCAAUUAGUGCACAAUGUGGAUGAAACAAUCUUUGAAGAGACAAAUCCCGAAUUACAAUCUGUCUCUGUGACUCAAUCAUGCUGUCAACCCCCGGCUACUCAACAAGCACCACCACCACCACCACCCUCCAACAAUGUAGACUAUGAAUAUGAAGACUAUUUUGAAGAAACCAUUUCCAAUGAAAAACCUAAGCCAGUUUACCGACCUCCUUCCCAGUACACAUGUUUCGUGGGGGGAUAUGGGAACUACGGACCCGUGCGGACCGUAAUACCUUAUGUAAAACGUGUGGUUAAACCCGUGAGAUUUGCUCCUUUGCCCACUGGUAUGCCCAUCGGCACGUCCGGUUGCUUUACCACGGUUCGGCGCAAAGUUGUCUACUCUUGUACUCCCGGAGCUAUGGUUGGUCGAGUUCGGUAUGGUAGAAAUGCUGGUGGUCCUGUAAUCAAAAGAGGUGGUUGCUACUCCUUCACUAAUCGAAAGAGGGGGUGGACCCCAAUUGGCAAGCGCAUGAACAGAUUCAGACAAGGAUGUUCCAUGGUUCGGAUGGGACGCUACAUUGUUGCUACCGGCGGAAAAGAGGUCGUCAAUCCUCUAGACUCGAUAGAAGUUUUAAACACCCGCGAACCAAGGAAAUGGAGCAAUCUUGGGAAAGUAAGAUUACCCGCCCCAACUUACGACCAUUGUGCAGUGGCACUAAAUCGAACAACAAUGAUGAUUACUGGCGGCUUUGGUCAAGAGUCUCAAGCAGCACUGCUCGAUAUUCGUUCUCAAAGAUGGACCAAGUUGCCUCAGCUACUCCACGGAAGGCGCAAGCACUCUUGUAUGAAGACUACCAUCAAUGGUAGACCAGGAGUGGUCGUUGCCGGAGGAGAGCACAACUUCAGACCUAAUCUUCGUUCUUUGGAGUUUUUUGACCUCAGGGAAGGAAGAUGGAAUAAUCUUGGAACCAUGAGACAAGGGCGGAAAUUUCCCGGUUUAACGGCCAUAGAUCAGCAAUUGGUGGUAGCAGGUGGAGAAUACAAAAACUCUACGGGACACACUGUAGUUUUAGACGAUUUGGAAACCCUUCAAGGGCGGAAUUGGACACCAAUGAAUGAGCGGCUCUCUCAACCAAGGAGUCGAUUCUCCACUGUCAAAAUUCCAUCUGAACACUUUUACUAACUCGAAAUGUAAUGCCACUCAUUCUUUGCCCCUUACACUUCCAUAUCCCAUUCAUUACACUUACUUUUCGAGUUUAUGUGGUAGAUGAAAAUGUUUUGAUGAACAUGUCUCGAAUCCAAUUGAACGCUUGACUUAUUCGACUCUUGAUAGC
This is a messenger RNA of Tigriopus californicus, 2065 nucleotides long. Its product is annotated as mucin-2-like. The annotation marks the transcript as partial. NCBI's taxonomy places the organism in Eukaryota, Metazoa, Arthropoda, Copepoda, Harpacticoida, Harpacticidae. The record is from RefSeq and is a predicted model, not a curated record. Gene Ontology annotation, molecular function: protein binding. The transcript has 4 exons.